UGUAGAACUGGCGUGCAGCACAAUGGUGUAUGGAUCAUAGCCCUUUUCCUUUUUCUUUGCAAAAAUAAUUGCAGGGAAAAAAAAGAAUUUACAGAAAACCCACCUAUUAGUGGAUCUGCAAAGGAUUUUGUUUUGAAAAAAGCCCGGUCAAAAUGUCAACGGGUAAAGAAAUCGGGGGAGCCCAACAUGCUCAAUAUGUGGGACCAUAUCGACUGGAAAAAACGCUUGGAAAGGGACAGACAGGAUUGGUGAAGCUUGGAGUCCACUGUGUAACAUGUCAAAAGGUUGCAAUAAAGAUCGUCAACAGAGAGAAGCUCAGUGAGUCUGUGCUAAUGAAGGUGGAAAGAGAGAUUGCCAUCCUGAAGUUAAUAGAACAUCCACAUGUUUUAAAGCUACAUGACGUCUAUGAAAAUAAAAAAUAUUUGUAUUUGGUGCUAGAACAUGUUUCGGGGGGAGAACUCUUCGAUUAUCUCGUGAAAAAAGGACGAUUGACACCAAAGGAGGCCAGAAAAUUCUUCAGACAAAUAAUCUCUGCAUUAGAUUUCUGCCAUAGUCAUUCAAUAUGCCACAGGGACUUGAAACCAGAAAAUUUAUUGCUGGAUGAAAAGAAUAACAUUAGAAUAGCAGACUUCGGAAUGGCUUCACUGCAGGUUGGCGACAGCUUGUUAGAAACCAGCUGUGGCUCACCCCAUUACGCCUGUCCUGAAGUCAUCAGGGGAGAGAAAUAUGAUGGUCGUAAAGCAGACGUUUGGAGCUGUGGUGUCAUCCUUUUCGCACUCUUGGUGGGAGCACUGCCAUUUGACGACGAUAAUCUGAGACAGUUACUGGAAAAAGUAAAGCGUGGUGUGUUUCAUAUGCCACACUUUAUACCACCAGACUGCCAAAACCUCUUAAAGGGAAUGAUCGAGGUGGAUGCUUCAAAACGCUUAACUCUAGACCAGAUCCAAAAACAUUCUUGGUAUAUCGGGGGGAAGAAUGAACCGGAACCAGAGCAGCCUGUUCUAAGGAAGGUGCAGAUACGUUCACUUCCAUCACUGGAGGACAUUGAUCCAGAUGUCCUGGACAGCAUGCACUCACUGGGUUGUUUUAGAGAUAAAAACAAGCUUAUGCAAGAUUUGGUGUCAGAUGAAGAAAAUCAAGAAAAAAUGAUCUAUUUUCUUCUUCUUGAUCGGAAAGAGCGGUAUCCAAGCCAUGAAGAUGAAGACCUGCCACCUCAAAAUGAUAUCGAUCCACCUAGAAAAAGAGUAGACUCACCAAUGUUAAAUCGGCAUGGCAAGCGGCGACCUGAACGGAAAUCGAUGGAAGUAUUGAGCGUGACUGACGGGGGCUCUCCAGUUCCAGCUCGGCGUGCUAUAGAGAUGGCACAGCACGGCCAGAGAUCACGAUCAAUAAGUGGAGCAUCGUCUGGCCUCUCCACCAGCCCUCUCAGCAGUCCGAGGGUGACCCCUCACCCUUCCCCAAGGGGAAGUCCCCUCCCCACCCCAAAGGGCACUCCAGUCCAUACUCCCAAGGAGAGUCCAGCAAGCACUCCGAAUCCAACACCACCAUCCAGCCCCAGUAUUGGAGGAAUGCCUUGGAGGACGCGGCUGAAUUCAAUCAAAAACAGUUUCCUUGGCUCACCUCGGUUUCAUCGCAGGAAAUUACAAGUACCUACACCAGAGGAGAUGUCGAGCCUAACUCCAGAGUCUUCCCCAGAACUUGCCAAAAAAUCAUGGUUUGGUAACUUCAUCAAUCUGGACAAAGAAGAACAGAUAUUUGUGGUGAUCAAGGACAAGCCAUUGAGUUCCAUUAAGGCAGACAUUGUCCAUGCAUUUCUUUCAAUCCCCAGCCUAAGUCACAGUGUCAUGUCUCAGACAAGUUUCCGAGCAGAGUACAAGUCCACUGGGGGACCAGCUGUGUUUCAGAAGCCAGUUAAAUUCCAGGUGGACAUCACUUACACAGAAGGCAGUGAGGCACGGAAGGAGAAUGGGAUUUAUUCAGUCACCUUCACACUGCUGUCAGGUCCAAGUCGUCGGUUCAAAAGAGUGGUGGAAACAAUUCAGGUCCAGUUGUUAAGUACGCACGACCAGCCUUCUGUGCAACAAUUGUCUGCAACUUCUCACUGUAUGCAGCUGCUGACUGGCAGACUUUCAAAAUGUGGCAGCCCAUUGAGUAACUUCUUUGACGUAAUUAAACAACUUUUUUCAGACGAGAAGAACAAUGGGCAUGUAGCUCAUCCGCCAACCAAACAUGGUACAAACAGCAAGCGGAAUGAUUCUGAUUCUGUUGACUAUGGUUCUAGAGGAGACCUUAAAUUUCCAGCUGGGAAAGAGAAGGCAAAGAUGGUGCCAAGUAUUGGGACACAGGAACAACCUUAAAUCCAUUUAGAAUUAGUCCCAUGUUCUAAAAGGAUGUAAAUACCAGACUACUCCAGUACAAUGUCCAUAGACAGAUUUUGUAUGGCGGAAUGAUUGUAUGUAACUGAGGAUUAGCACGUACAAGCCCCUCUACAACAUUUGUUUCCCUGUUUUUGCUGCUCUCGUUUUAUGAUGACCUGAUUUAUU
Molecule: messenger RNA, 2543 nt
Organism: Mobula hypostoma (lesser devil ray)
Lineage: Eukaryota; Metazoa; Chordata; Chondrichthyes; Myliobatiformes; Myliobatidae
Product: serine/threonine-protein kinase BRSK2-like
Biological process (GO): microtubule cytoskeleton organization; protein phosphorylation; intracellular signal transduction
Cellular component (GO): cytoplasm
Molecular function (GO): tau-protein kinase activity; protein serine/threonine kinase activity; ATP binding
Source: RefSeq, a predicted model, not a curated record